UGCGGGAAGGUGGACGUGUGUGAGUGCUGCUGCCGCGCCGACCCACACCUACGCUCUACCGCCACUCCUCCACCACUCAACUACGCGCCAACUCACGUCCACACCUGGAAAACAUCACCGAAAAGCAUCAAGAUGUUUGCUACUAGUUUUUCUUACAUAACCGUGAAGACUUUUCCUUAUAAACUGUUUCCAGGAAGAGCGUAGAGAGAAUAAGAAACGCGGAAAAAAAUAUCUGGCGACACGAGUGAACCUUUAACGUAUCACAUUCCCUUCCCCAAAGUGACCGCCACUAACACAGAAAACAAAGAAGAAUCCUGAUUAAUAGUAGGCAAUCUAGGUGGACGGCGCGCGGUGGUUGGGAGACAGAUUACUCCUAUGAUAAAUAAAGUGGAGGAACUGUUCCAAGUCUGUGAGAUAGCAUACACACACCCCACCCUCUCACGGGGUGAGGGGGUCCACCCUCACUAACCUGCCCAACAGAAAACACAACAUUUUUGCUGCCCGACACGACACCAACGUGCGGGUCCACAUCCGGAUGAAUUGGAAUUGAUGAGCUGAGGUGACUUGAUGAAUCACUACAGAUGAAAACUGGAAACCAAGUCGCCUGACGGAUGGAAAAUCGUUUUGCACGACGGCGCCUGACUUGGAUUAGAGCAUUUUUUCCCCCGAGAUUCUGGCGUCAGGUUCUGGAGUGAUUUAUUGGUCUGAGAAACUGUUGGCGCUGGUGUGUGACGGCUGCUGUCCGCCCCCGCCCACGACCAACUGGAUAAUUUAAAUUUUAAAGGAUAAUUGUUACUCGCAUUAUACAUAACUUAAAGUAAUUAUCGUUACAGACUUAACUCGUAGACUAAUCUGAGCGAACAUAGUGAUCAGAAAAUCAGAAAAAAACAAAAAACAGGAACAAUUGAGCGUUAUGGACAGUGGUGGUGGGCCCCAGGUCAGUCGCUGCCUGUGAUGAAGGUGAGGGCCCCAAGCCGCGCCCUUCCUGGCUGUGUCCUCCCUGGGGGGCCCUCUUCUGCAUGAGACAAGGGUGUGGCGAUGUGUAAUGGUGAGGAGGGUCGGGCGUGUGGUGGUGGCGGCGGUAGGAGAGGUGGCAGGCGCAGCAGGGGUGGCCAUACUGCUGGUGGUGGUAGUGGCAGCGGUGGUGAUGGUGGGCGCGGCGGGUAAUGUGGCCACUCACAGCCCCUGCCCCGUUAGCGAAUUCACCUGUGACAAUCUCCGCUGUGUGCCCAAGGACCGUGUGUGUAAUGGCAGGGACGACUGCGGGGACAGCUCUGACGAGAAGCCUAACUGUACCCCGUGCAAUGUGACGUACUACGGUGAGGUAGGCCGAAGCUAUGAGAUCGACUUAAACGAGACGGAGACCUUACAACCUCCGUUCAUCUGUCACAUGACCUUCGUGGCGGCGGGGGACAUCUUCGGUGAUCUGGUGCAGCUCGUCUUCCGUGACCUAGUACUGGGGUCCUUUCGCUCGCAUCACGUGUGUGGGUGUCCCCAGGGUAAGAUGUCCGUCAACGAGGCUCAUCGACCCCACAUUGGCGGCUUCUGGUGCGGGGGAAGCAGCGACCACAAUGUUUACUACAGUGAGACCAGUACUGUCUCCGUCACCCUCGAGGUCCCAGCGCCUGAGCAAGAUACCAUCGGGGAAAAGAAAGUUCGGCUAAGACUUAUGUAUAAGUUCUUGUUGGGGGCCGAGUCCAUCGUGCGGUACGGGCCUUGGAACAGCGCCAAAUACCUGGGCGUGGCACGACCGGGAACUGUAUGUGACCGGAUUUUCGACUCCUGCGACCGACGUAAGUGCCGAGUGCAGUCGCCUAACUACCCUGGCCUGUACCCUCGUAAUGUAACAUGCCAGUACAUCAUUAGACAGGCUACAGUGCCCCAUGGUCGCCAUGCACUGGUAAGUGUGGGUCAACCUCAGAGAGGGAGGGUCCACAUUAAACACACCGACGCUGCUUGUGACGGCAACCUACACCUAUGGCUGAAUGGUGACUGUGACGUCGUGGGAGACACUCUUAGUGUAUAUGAAAUUCAGGGAGACAGUCGGCGAUUGUUGAUGCGCUUCUGCGGUGGUGGAAAGGUGCCUCGUAUCACAGCCAGUGGGGCAGAACUUUUACUUGUCUUCCAGACCUCUCCUUUUGACAAUUUGCACUUCGAUUACUCAGAAGGAACUCAUCCUGGAUUUGAGUUAGAUGUUGGCGUGGCUUUUGUACCUAAAAACUCUUUCCUUUAUGCCGACCAACUGUGUGAGUUUGUGAUCUCCAGUUUCGAGGCAGCACACGGCCAUUUUGAAAACGUGGCACACUCACUUCCAAGAGAUAGUAAAUGUGUAUAUGAGUUCCGGGGUCGACCAGACGAAGUGAUCUGGCUUUACUUCACCCGUCUUAAGUCUACCUACACGCAACCUCUGUCACGUGAUGGUCCUCACUGCCGGACACGUGUAGUACUGGUGGAAGGAGCAGAGUCUGACGGAGAAAUGCUAGAGAACACCUGUGGCCCUCUGGGCGUGAGGGUGUGUCACCGAGAGCAGCUCGGUCCUGGAAGAAACAGAACACGGCCCUGUGGACCCCAAGAGAGCUACUUAACAUCUGUUUCUCAUGCAACACUCACCAUUCACUAUUUGCUGCCAUCAACAGUAGCAGAUUUAGAGUUCCGACUCCAUUACGAGUUUGUAUACGCGGGUCCCCGAGCUGCAGCUCUCAACCGUCCUGAGCCCUGCGACAGAUCUAUCAAUAGCGAGCGCAGCAAAAAGGGCCUUCUUGCCUCACCUGCUAAUAACUUGCUGUACGGCAAGUUUGGAGCAACAAGGCUUAAGUGUAGAUAUACUCUGCAAGGUAAAGCUAAUGAAGCAGUGAGGAUCACAUUCAUCUACUUUUACGCCCACAACUCGUCGUGUCCAAGACGCGAAACACCACUACAGGCAUGUGGGCGACCUAAGGCCUUGGAGGGUCGCGGUGCUCGCCUGGAGGUGUCUGAGUGGCCCUGGCCAGGUGUAGAGCUACCACAGGCGUGUAUCUGCCAUGGCAUCUACCUUCCAGCAACCUUACUCUCCUACUCUGCCUCCCUUACCAUCACCUUCACUGUUGUAGGUAUGGAUGUUUUCGAUGAUUUCUCACACUUCAGCUUCGAACUAGAAUACGAAUUCGUCGAAAUUGAGGCGUGUGAAGAAGACAGAAUAGUUCGAGGCGAAGCUGGCACGCUAAGUUUGGCCCUACGACCACCUCCUGGGCCGUGCCGAGGUCACCCGUGGCUUCUUCAGCCAACGGCUAACCGGUUCCUGCUGGUCUCAGUUCCUGGUAAGGUUAUCAGAGGAGGCUUGCAGGUAGCAGCUCAUGGCCAUCUAGUAGCAGCUGAUGACUCUAUAGCACCGACAGAGUGCCAGAGUUCUGAGCUUCACGUGUACCAGCCAGGUAAUCCAAGACCACUUAGUGCAGUGUGUGUGUCUCCCGGAGCAGCCGAGACAGUUCACGUGUUCUCUGAGGGCUUUAAUGAGCCAUUAUCGCUAGACUACUUGGGGGAAGCAGCAAGAUCUCUUGUUGUAGUGUUACUCAGUCGCCCCGCAUAUCUCUCGGGCCAAUCCCAACAGCAACAACAUAAAGCAGUGGAUGUUCGCUGGGUGGAGGCAGCACCACGCUGGCUGGCCACUAGGUGCGCCACUGAGUGUCCUGCCGUACACGCUUGUAUCAGUGCUUCCCUCUUCUGUGAUGGGACGUGGCACUGUCCGUCAGGUGCUGACGAAGCCGUUGUAACGUGUCUCAUGGCUUUGUCUCCAUGGCUCUGGCUAACAUUUGGUCUGGCUGUUGGAUGUAUCUCAGUGUUAUCAGGUUGGUGGGGCUGGACGCUGUGGAAAACUCGACAUGAACGUAACGGAGCAAGUGGGUGUAGUGAAGAAGUAUUAACUCCAGGCCACCACGAGUCUCCGCCAGAACCACCAGAAUAUCCUGACUGUAUCGACGUAGAUUUUGAGACAACAGUCUGA
Messenger RNA from Homarus americanus (American lobster), 3979 nucleotides. RefSeq lists its product as uncharacterized. Lineage: Eukaryota; Metazoa; Arthropoda; Malacostraca; Decapoda; Nephropidae. Gene Ontology annotation, cellular component: plasma membrane. Gene Ontology annotation, molecular function: protein binding. The coding region runs from base 1046 to 3979 and encodes 977 amino acids. The record is from RefSeq and is a predicted model, not a curated record. The transcript has 3 exons.